Molecule: messenger RNA, 4653 nt
Organism: Xyrauchen texanus (razorback sucker)
Lineage: Eukaryota; Metazoa; Chordata; Actinopteri; Cypriniformes; Catostomidae
Product: tetratricopeptide repeat protein 39A-like
Exons: 20
Coding region: 147-1943 (598 amino acids)
Molecular function (GO): protein binding
Source: RefSeq, a predicted model, not a curated record
CAAGUGGAGAAACUCACGUCCAGUAUUACUUCUCAAACAGAAGUUUAGUGAUCACCUGUAAUAGGUAGGCUAAGGUAACGAAUGCCUAGGUGACCACCAUACUCUUCAGUGUCUUAUUGGAUUACUGUCUUCUCUUCCUCUUUGGAAUGAGUUUUUGGAGACGCAACAAGAAGAAUGACAACAAAAAAGAUCCACUCAAGACUGAAGAGUCACUGAUCAGCCCCACUUCUCCACAACAGUCACCCAUCAUAGAGAAAGCCAGGCUGGACCCUGAAUUCACCAAUUAUGGGUCGGAGAAAUCUGACCUGUCAGUGGCUCUUCAAGACUGCAUGGCAGCACUGGAUCUGUUCCUGCAAAAUGAAUUUGACGAGGCUCUGACAAGACUUAAGAGCAGGAAUAAAGAAAGCAUGUAUCAUGCACUCACAUAUGCCACCAUACUGGAAAUGCAGGCCAUGAUGACCUUCAACCCGGAGGAUAUCUUGGCAGCAGGAAACACCAUGAAAGAGGCACAGGCUGUGUGUCAACGAUACCGCAAAAAGUCUUCUUUCAACAGUAAAAACGCCACAGAAGAGGAGCUCCAUGCUGAAGUGUGCUAUGCCGAAUGCCUCCUCCAGAGGGCAGCACUUACUUUCCUUCAGGAUGAAAAUAUGAUCAGCUUUAUGAAGGGAGGGAUAAAAGUGAGGAACAGCUAUCAGAUAUACAAGGAGCUGCAUACAGUCCUGAAGUCCUCAGGUUAUGUUCACGGUGACAAUCAUAUUCACUUUGAAGGAGGUGUUAAACUUGGCGUUGGGGCCUUUAAUCUGAUGCUGUCGCUGUUGCCAACAAGGACUCUCAGAUUGUUGGAAUUUGUUGGCUUCUCUGGUAACAAAGAGUUUGGCCUAGAGCAGCUGCAGGAGGGCUCCACUGAGUACACAUUUAGGUCUUUCCUGUGUAACAUGAUGUUACUUUGCUACCACACCUUCAUGAGCUUCAUUCUUGGCACUGGAGAGGGAGAUGUGGAAGAUGCAGAAAAACUGCUGCAGCCUUAUCUGAAAAUGUAUCCAAAGGGAUCCAUUUUCCUGUUCUUCGCUGGCCGAAUAGAGGUAAUCAAAGGAAAUCUGGAUGCUGCCAUCAAGCGUUUCGAGGAGUGCUGUGAAGCACAGCAGCACUGGAAGCAGUUCCAUCACAUGUGUUACUGGGAGCUCAUGUGGUGUUUUACCUAUAAGAGACACUGGAAGAUGGCCUACUUCUAUGCAGAUCUGCUCAGCAAAGAAAACGCCUGGUCUAAGGCCACAUAUGCAUAUAUGAAAGGCGCUUACCUCAGCAUGCUGAGUCGUGAGGAAUGCCAGCCGUUCCCAGAGAACGAGGUGGAUUUGUUUAGGCAAGUUCAUGGUCUUAAGCAGAAAAUAGCUGGGAAGUCAUUACCAACAGAGAAGUUUGCCAUCAGAAAAGCUCGACGCUACAAUUCAGACAAUCCCAUUCCUCUUCCUGCUCCUCCAUUGGAAAUGAUGUAUAUCUGGAAUGGCUACACUGUGAUUGGGAAGCACAAUGACCUUACAGAGGGCAUGCUGAAGACCCUGAAUGAGGCACAACAGAAGCUUGAGCAACAUCCAAGGACUGAGUUCACUACAGAUGACCAAUGUGUGGUUAGUCUACUGAAGGGGCUUUGUCUCAAACAUUUGGGCCACAAGGAGGAAGCCGAACAUUACUUCACUCUCAUCCUCUGCAAUGAGAGUCAGAUUAAAUAUGACCACUACCUGGUGCCCAAUGCUCUUCUGGAACACGGUUUACUGUGUUUGGAGGAUGGUAGAGUAGAGGAGGCCAUCAGACAUCUGGAGACAGCAAAGCAAAAUUACAAGAACUACUCCAUGGAAUCACGGACACACUUUCGGAUCCAGGCAGCACUGCAUAAGGCACGAGGCACAGCUGAGAACGGAAACAACUGCUCACCCUCUAGCCCUUAGCAGCUUGGAGUUACCACUGGGGUCACAGCAGCUAUGAUCAGGCUUGACGCAGAGGGACAGAUGCCAACAGGAGGACUUAAGGAGCACAUGACCGAUUAGAGCAGAAAUAAGCUUAUAGUGAAAAAUAAUCUUCAUUUCAUUACGCAAACAAAUAAUAUGGUACAUGGAAUCACAGGUGCAUGAAUAUAGUACAUGACGCGUAGGGCAAUUCAGUCAAGACAAAGUAAUGGCAUUAUGCUGUUAUGUCACAGAAAUUACAUCGUGCUAUUAUAAUAUUAUAAAUGUACCACUGUUGUCAUUAUUAAUGAUAAUACAGUUACUAUACAAUAACAACAAUAUUAUUCUGGCACAUCAGGUUAAGGAAAUUGCCUCUGAAAUCACACAUCUGUAAAUCAUUUUGGCUGUUUUUAGAACUCUUAUUGAUAAUGCUCUCCUCAACUACCAUAGAAACUGUUGUCAUGCUGUGACAACAGUAGUCUAGACGUGGCUGUGCCUUAUGGCUUAGUGUAAUAUAGUUUUAUUUGGAUUUAAAGCAUAUGUGCACAACUAUUAGUUUACUUAAUAAUUUAUGGAGGUAAAUAGGUCAUAAAAUAAACCUAUGCUCCAAAGUUUUGAUAUCAUGGGUUACUCUUCGGUUAGAGUACUGUGGCCUUGUUAAAUCUUAUGCACAGGAUUAAUCCUGUUAUCAGUUUAAUUCGUAUCAUAUUUAACAUUGUCUUGGUGUUUCUGUUUGCAUAGUCUGUUUUAGCAAUGUGUUAACAAAAAGAAAACAUGUUUAUAACAACAUAAAAUUACUAUCUGACAUGAAUUCUGAAGAUUUUAAGUGGGUCUAUUUUCCUGUUUCUUUUUAGUAUUUAUUCACUGUUAUGGUGUUUUUCAAAAUUGUCCCGUUUUAAGUUGGCAAGCUAAAUGCGUCUUUUAGAAAGGCAAUUUACUUCAUGCGGACUUGGUCCAGAUCGUAUUUGAGCUCAAACAAACAAGUCUUUUAGAUACACACAAGAUAGGCUGGUUUCCUAACUCCAACCAGUGUGAGGGAUGCAUUGACAACCACUACAAACUUACAUUAUGAAAAGAGAGAAAAUUUAAGCUGGUUCAGGGUUCGUCUGUAAUUCCUCUAUUUUGUUUAAAUUAUAAAUGCUUCUUUAUAAAGACUUUUCCAAUGAAGGUCAACCAACUAAACAGCUGCAACAUUGUUCUCAAUUGCAGUGUAUUUACAAAUGUAGUUUUAGGAAGACAGCCCUGCACAGCAAGGCUUAUUCUAAAGUGUGUUUUGUAUUAAUUAAUCUCAAAUCAGUUAAAUUGUGUUAGGAGGAAUUUUCUUCUACUGUAAUGUGUUCUUUAUGGUCCCUGUUUCAUGCGAUUUUGUUCUAACAAAUUCAGAUUUACAUCAUGCAAAAACAAACAUCAGAUCAUUUUGCAAUCAUGCAUUUGCUCAGAAAUAUCAAAGCCUUCUUAUAACAUGAUAUUUUCUAAAGCAAAUGAAUUUCAGCUACUUCAAUAGUUCUGUGAAUUUGAACUAUUAAAAGAUAUGACUCCUGGAAAAAUCACAUUGUCUUAAAGGUGGUAAAACCAAUUUAAAAGAAAAAAGAAUGAUACAGUAUAUUGUAAUUUUAUUAUAAAGGCUUCCGUUUUCUCUCGUUGAAAAUUCCUACUGAUUUAGGUUGAUUUUACAAGAUCUGGACUAUAGAGGUCAGCAAAUCAUGUAUGUUGUGCAUGGCUCCUGUGCAAACAAACAUUGCUGUAAACACUGAAUUUACAUUUUCUAAUUUAAAAUUAAAUUAUAUAAUAGCAUUCCAAAAGACAUCUCUUUGGUUUUCCCUCUUCGAACCAAGCAUACUUGCCUCCUUAAAGGGAUGGUUCACCCAAAACUGAAAAUGAUCUAAUCAUUUACACACUCUCAUGCCAUCCCAUAAUGUGUAUGGGUUUUUUCUCCUGCUGAACACAAAGAUCUUUAGAAGAGUAUUUCAGCUCUGUAGGUCCUCACAAUGCAAGUGAAUGGUGACCAAAAUGCUGAAGCUCCAAAAGCAUAUAAAGGCAGCAUAAAAGUAAUCUGUAAGACUAGUUAAAUCCAUAUAUUCAGAUGAGAUCUAAUAAGCAUGGGUGAGAAACAGAUCAAUAUUUAAGUCCUUUUUUACGAUAAAUAUCCACUUUCACGUUUUUCUUUUGUUUUUGUCAAUACGCAUUCUCUGUGAAUGUUGUCACCUACUGGGCAGGGAGGAGAACUGAUAGUGAAAAAGAUUUAAAUAUUGAUCUGUUUCUCACCCACACCUAUCAUAUCACUUCUGAAGACAUAGAUUUAAACACUGGAGUCUUAUGAAUUUAUUUUAUGCUGCCUUUAUGUGCUUUUUGGAACUUAAACAUUUUGGUGCUCAUUCACUUGCAUUGUGAGGAUAUACAGAGCUGAAAUAUUCUUGAAAAUAUGUUUUUUUUUUUUUUUUUUUUUUGUUCAGGGUAAUAAAUAAGGUCACACAUCUGGGAUGGGAUGAGGGGGAGUAAAUGAUGAGUGAAUUUUCAUUUUUGGUUGAACUAUCCCUAUAAUGUGAUGCAUAAUACAUGAACGUAAUCUAAAAAAAGAACAUGGCUAAUCCAGAAUUAAACUAUGGGUCUAUGUUUAAGUGUUGAAUGAUCACAUCUUAAAAUACUAUAAACAUAAGAGUUUGAUUUAUGAUGUUAUUAAAAAUACAACAAGUCUGAAACAUUUGACAAUCAA